Messenger RNA from Gregarina niphandrodes, 1146 nucleotides. RefSeq lists its product as hypothetical. Bases 1 to 1146 code for a protein of 381 amino acids. The record is from RefSeq and is a predicted model, not a curated record. The transcript is spliced from 2 exons. NCBI's taxonomy places the organism in Eukaryota, Apicomplexa, Conoidasida, Eugregarinorida, Gregarinidae.
AUGCACAGCGCGCCAGGACUCGAUUCGGAAGAGAUCCCGGAGACGGAAGAGAGCGCGCCGCCGCCUGCCAGCUCCCUGGAGGCCGCGGCGCCGACAGCUGACGUCUGUCGAAGGAUCUUCAAAAAUUACUUCGACUUCCGAGACUCGCAGCCUACUACGCGGAACCACGCCUUUGACCCGCCGGCUCGACACUCCGACGGCGCCACGGGCGAAAUCCCCAAUCAGAACUUCAUGGUCAGCCGGGGGCCGGACCACCAGCGCUGUCGCUACUGCGCUCAAGUGUUUCAAGAACAUCAAUUUGCACAGCGAAUUUUACAUCAACGGUUUUGUAGUAAGAACCCGAUGUCGGUACAGACUUGCGUAUUUUGCGCGUUGUCAUUUCGUUCAACGUACGACAGUCUGGCGGUGGAGUUGGUUGCGGAGCAUGAGGAUGUGUGUGCGCAAAAUCCGCGGAAUAUGUGCACUCACUGCGGACAAGGCUUCGGUGGGCCGGGAGGACGUGUGACGGUACAGGAGGUGAGAUUGCAGUUGGAGAAUCAUAAGAAUGUGUGUCAGUUAAAGCCGGAGAAUCAUGCGCAAUGUCGGUUUUGUGGGCAAGUAUUGUCGGCUAGUGUUGCAGGGCCGGCGAUGGCCUUGUUAGAACAGCACAUGGAGAUCUGUGUGGAGAACCCGCGCAAUUCCUGCCGGUUCUGUCACCAAAAGUUUAACGGACCUGCUUUUCCACCUGAGGCCACCCCGGUCGCCAGACGGCGGCGUCAUGAGGCUGCUUGUCCCGUCCGACUAGCGAACCGGCAAUACCACAAGAUGCGGUCGAUGCCAGCUGGAAUGCCUGGCAUGAUGCCCGGUAUGAUGCCUGGCAUGAUGCCCGGAGCCUACUACUCGCAUGGCGCCUUCUCCCAAACACCCGGGUCGCGGUUGAGGCCGAGCGACACAGUCAUGCUCCCGGAAGACGCUACACGCAUCAUCCAAAAUAUCCAAAGCCAAUUCAACGCCCUGAAACCAGACGAGCGCAGGGCCUUCCUCAGACGAAUGCAGCUCGAGUGGCACCCAGACCGAGUCGCAAUCAAACACCCUGAAAGCGAACAUCUAGCCACAAAUGUUUUUGUGGCUGUCCAGAAGCUGUGGAACGUCUAUGUCAACAUUUGA